CAUCAUGUACGUGGCUACCUUUGACUGUCGGGGAAAACGUAUCGCGUGCGGCCGGUCGGAUGGACACUUAGCUCUGGUGGACACGAACACGUUUGAGAUUGUGCGAACACACGAAGAGCCGCAGAUAAGACGAGAGAAGCUCAUAGGCCUCACAUAUGGGGUAAAGGAUGGGUAG
Sphaeroforma arctica JP610 is the source of this 175-nucleotide messenger RNA. RefSeq lists its product as hypothetical. NCBI's taxonomy places the organism in Eukaryota, Ichthyosporea, Ichthyophonida. The transcript has a single exon. The record is from RefSeq and is a predicted model, not a curated record. The annotation marks the transcript as partial.